Messenger RNA from Adineta ricciae, 915 nucleotides. NCBI's taxonomy places the organism in Eukaryota, Metazoa, Rotifera, Eurotatoria, Adinetida, Adinetidae. The record is from the annotation of a GenBank genome assembly.
AUGAUGAAUGAAUACUGUACCAAUUGUCACCAAUCAUCAUAUCCCUUGGUGCGUUCGUCAUGGGCAAGGGCUGCGUUGAUUAAGAUAGAAAACGAUCGAUGUUUACAAAGCAUCGAUCGAACGAGAUGGUAUCGUUUAUCCCGAAGUGAUCUAUUGCAUGACGAAUAUCGCGAACGUUUCUGUCAAUUGAAUGAAGACGAAGAUACCCAAUUGUUUCUCAAACAAAGCGAAGAGAAAUCUGAAAAUGUGUUCUUACAAAUGAUUCAUACUGUAUUUGCGUCUUUGUUAACAUUGUUUAUGACACGAACAUCAGCAAAUGGUCUACUCGGGCGUGGUCGAAUGUUUGUUUACUCAAGUGCACAGUUUAAAACUUUACUCGAUAUCGAAUCAGAUGGAAAAUCACCAUUCAGCACCUUACUCGACAUCGGUGCGGGCGACGGGUCAAUAACGGAGCGCAUGGCGAAUAAUUUUAACAAAGUCUACGUUACUGAACUAUCUCCAACUAUGCGUUGGCGUUUAUCAACGUAUGGUUACACAGUGCUCGAUACGAACCAUUGGGGAGAUCAUAUAUUUGAUGUUAUUACUUGUUUAAAUGUCCUUGAUCGUUGCGAAAAUCCUGUACAAUUACUCAGGCAGAUUCGCGAUCAUCUAAAUCCUCAGAUCGGUCGUGUAGUUCUUAGUCUUGUUCUUCCGUUCAAACCCUAUUUUGAGUAUAACAGUCAUCACCGACCGAAUGAAUCAUUACAGAUCGAAGGUGAACUACCUGAGGAGCAAAUUAACAGUUUUGUGCUGAACGUCAUUCAACCAUCAGGUUUUCAUCUAGAAAAAUUAACGCGUCUACCAUAUUUAUGUGAAGGUGAUAUGGAACGGAGUUAUUAUUUCCUAUAUGAUUAUGUCUUUGUCUUAGCAAUAUGA